Molecule: messenger RNA, 1902 nt
Organism: Saccostrea echinata
Lineage: Eukaryota; Metazoa; Mollusca; Bivalvia; Ostreida; Ostreidae
Exons: 4
Coding region: 1-1902 (633 amino acids)
Source: RefSeq, a predicted model, not a curated record
AUGGAAACAAGAAGAAAGAGGAAAGCACCUGGACGAAAGGAUUCCAAGGAAUCUGGAGGGAAACCUCAGCCAAAUGGAGUGGGACAAGAACAUAUAGUGGAGAAAGAUGCAGUCUAUCGUCCGGUUGGAAGGGGAAGGGGAAGAGGCAGAGCUCACAACAGGGGGAGUGGCUCUGGGAAUGAUCCAGGGCGGGUGAUGACAUAUUCAGGAGAGGAUGGACAUGUUGACUGUAAGAAAGACUUGCUGGUCAUUAAGGUGGAUAACACACCAGGGACAAAGUCAGAUCAGGUGGAAGUGGAGUAUUCUGAUGGAGAAAAUGAAGCACAUAGUGGAGAUCACACAGCAGCCCACCAUAAGAAGGCAGGGCCACAUGCUGAAGAACUGUGGUGGGAUGAAGAGGGGGAUGAUAUAGGGCUGGAGUUGCAGGGAAUCCCAGCUGAAGAUGAUAUUUUUGAACAGAAAGACUUGUUUAAUGAUUAUCAUGGGGAAGGAUAUGAUAAAAAUGGCCAUUUUGAGGAUGCUCGAGGACAAACAAGUCAAGGAGAUGCUGAUGAAUGGGAGGACUGUACUACAAGUGAAGAUUUUUCUACUGACAGAAGUCAGAGCCAGACAUCAGUAUCAGAUGAUCUGACCUCUCCCCUCAAGGUUAAUCUUAAUCCUGAUGCACCUGUCUUUACUCCAGCUUCACAAACAUCACCCAGCCCACUGGCAGCAAAGGUCAGUAAAGAACAAAAGAUUGAAAAGGCAUCACUUAAAGAAAAAAAGACCAAAGAGUUGAAAGUUGGAGACAGAAAUAUCUCCAAAAAUAAAGAGGAAAAAGCCCCACUGGACAGCAAAAAGGAGAAAACUGAACAUUCCAAAAGUGACACAGAUCACUCUGACUCUGGAAAGGCAGUCACAAAGCCUGAAGAGUCUUCAUUAGCUCCCUCUGAGGAGGAGCUCAAAGGUGAGGUAUUUGAGAAACCAACAAUGGCCGACUCUCAUACCACACAAGAAGAACCUCCUGUAAAGGCAGACACUAACCCUGAUGAUAAGGGUCAGUCUGAUGAAAAUCAGAAUUUGAUUGAUCCUCCCACAGAUAUGCUGCCUAAAGAAGAAGCAGAUCAAGAUGACACCAAGAAGAAUUCUCAAAGUGAGACUGUAGAUGCUGAGAAACAAAAACCUGAGGUUGAGGAUGAAACAGAUUCUCAUGAUGAUAUAGCACAAGAAGCCAUUGAAGAGAGAAUGGUUGCCACACCAGUGUACCAAUACUUUUCAGAUGAAUGUUGCUUUUCUUCUGAUGAUAGCUUCAGGGAUCCAGAUUUUUUGUGUUCUAAAAGUGAGGUGGAAAGGAGUUUUAGUAGUGAUUCUGACGAUGAAAGUGACACUUUAUUCAGGCACAAAAAAAGAAAACUUGAACACAAUGUCAAUAAGGCUAAAAAAAGGAAUCUCAAUAAAAACUUGGAAGAAAAGGAUAAUGUUUCCGACAUUGAAGACGAUUCCUCUAUGUCUGAUAUUAUCAGCUUACCCUGCACUUCCCAAUUCAACACAAGAGUUGUUUCGAAGGAAGAAUUUGGAUUGCUUCCAAAAGGAAAAAUAAAAGAGGGAUGCAAACAAACAUAUGAUAAACAAAAUUAUUGUACCUUCUGUUCCAAAAAUAUCAAAAGUAAAAUAUCAAGACAUAUCCUUACCCACAAACUUGAACCCAAAGUGAUGAAAAUUCUUUCUUUACCAAAAAGAUCCGAGGAGAGAAAGGUUGAAUUAGAACUUUUAGCAAAUGAGGGAAACUUUAAGCAUAAUUUAGAAGUUUUGAAAAAGAAGGAAGGACUGCUUGUUGUAGCAAGAAGAGAAUCCCAAUUACAGCAUAAUCCUAUGGACUUCUUGCCUUGCGAUUGUGAAAAUGUUGGACAGGAUGCGAAAUGA